AAAGACCUUGUUCUCUCACUAAAACGAACAUCUUUCGACCCAUCAUCUGUCUCUCCCCCCCACCCCCACCCCCCAUGGCCCACUUCAUUCGCCUCCGCGCCACCAAAGCCGCCGCUGUCGCCGUCGCGUCCGGCGGCACUUACGCCUUUCUCCGCGACCCCUCCGUCUCCGCCAACGACCGCGGCGGCGGUGGUGGGCCCGCCCUGGAGUCCUUCCGGAGCAAGAUUGGCGACCCCUACGCCGUCGUCCCCCCGAGGGCAGUCCAGGAGUCGGCCUUGAUUGGCGCCAGCCCCGCCAAUCCGCUCGACAUUCUCGUCGUCGGCGGUGGGGCCACCGGAUGCGGCGUCGCACUCGACGCCGCGACGAGAGGCCUACGCGUGGGACUCGUCGAGAGAGAGGACUUCUCGUCUGGGACCUCUUCACGAUCAACUAAACUACUUCAUGGAGGAGUUCGGUACUUGGAGAAAGCAGUGUUUAAUUUCGACUACGGACAAUUGAAGCUCGUAUUCCAUGCCCUUGAGGAGCGUAAACAGGUUAUUGAGAAUGCUCCACACCUAUGUCAUGCUUUGCCAUGCAUGACACCAUGUUUUGAAUGGUUUGAGGUAGUGUACUUCUGGAUGGGCUUGAAACUAUAUGAUCUGGUCGCAGGACCACGGCUGCUGCACCUGUCAAGAUAUUAUUCUGCUCAAGAGUCUGUUGAACUCUUCCCAACUCUUGCAAGGAAGGGUCGAGAUAAAACCUUGAAGGGCACAGUGGUUUAUUACGAUGGUCAAAUGAAUGACUCCAGACUCAAUGUUGGUUUAGCGUGCACGGCUGCAUUAGCAGGUGCAGCAGUGCUUAACCAUGCUGAAGUCAUAUCCUUUCUAAAAGAUGAAGGAAGCGAGCGGAUAACGGGAGCUCGUGUUCGAGACAGUCUGACAGGGAAAGAGUUUGAUACUUAUGCAAAAGUUGUCGUGAAUGCGGCUGGGCCAUUUUGUGAUUCUUUGAGGAAAAUGGCUAACAAUGAUGCAAAACCAAUGAUCUGUCCAAGCAGUGGUGUACAUAUCGUGCUACCUGAUUACUAUUCUCCUGAGGGAAUGGGCUUAAUUGUUCCCAAAACAAAAGAUGGCCGUGUUGUCUUUAUGCUGCCGUGGCUGGGCAGAACAGUUGCUGGCACCACAGAUUCAAACACCAACAUUACAAUGCUUCCAGAACCACAUGAGGAUGAGAUUCAAUUUAUACUGGAUGCCAUAUGUGACUACCUUAAUGUUAAGGUACGGCGUGUAGAUGUUCUCUCUGCUUGGAGUGGUAUCCGACCAUUGGCAAUGGAUCCUAGAGCAAAGAACACUGAGAGCAUUUCCAGGGAUCAUGUGGUGUGUGAAGACUACCCGGGUUUAGUCACAAUCACUGGUGGAAAGUGGACUACAUAUAGAAGCAUGGCAGAAGAUGCAGUUGAUGCAGCUAUAAAGUCCGGAAAGCUGAGCCCUGGCAACAAAUGUUUGACAUACAAUCUAUGUCUUGUUGGUGGGGAAGGAUGGGACCCUGCAUCUUUUACAGUGCUUGCCCAACAAUAUGUCCGCAUGAAGAAGACAUAUGGUGGUAAAGUUGUUCCGGGAGUAAUGGACACUGCUACAGCAAAGCAUUUGUCCCAUGCGUAUGGUACUUUGGCUGAACGAGUAGCUGCCAUUGCUCAGAAUGAAAAUUUGGGGAAGCGACUUGCCCAUGGAUACCCCUUUCUAGAAGCCGAGGUUGCAUACUGUGCUCGCCAUGAGUACUGUGAAUCGGCCAUAGAUUUCAUUGCGAGGAGAUCUCGCCUUGCUUUCCUUGACACUGAUGCAGCAGGCCGGGCAUUGCCCCGCAUAAUCCAGAUACUGGCUGUUGAACACAAAUGGGACAAGUCAAGGCAGAAGCAAGAAGUACAAAUGGCUAUACAGUUUUUGGAAACAUUCAAGUCAUCAAAAAAUGCUCAGUUUCACGACGGAAAGCACAAAUAGUAAGUCAUAUAUGCGCUGCGAUUGACUUUUGAGGAGCUGGAUUGUUUUGCAUUGCACUUUCUGGGGAUUUCCCAGCUUGUUCUUGGAACAGGAAGUGACUAAUUACACAUUAUGGUAGGUCCAAUAUAGAUAUUUGGAAAGACGAUGGUUCUAUAAACUUUAUUAAUAGCAAUCAUUUAUAAUAAUGUUGAUACUUUACAAUAGAAAGCUGCUGAGUGCCUCAGCGCUCUGGUUAUAUUUCAGCUUCCAGAAAAGUUGAUCAAUCAUUUGAAAGACAUGAGAUGAACGGGGCAGUUGCCAUUUUGGGGUUAUGGAUUAGUGUUUCUUCUCAAUGUUGUGUUGUCCCCUUUACUCACCAGUGUAAUAUUGGGAAAUAGAGAAAGUAUGACUCUGCAAAUUGAAUUUUACACCUUUUGUUUUGGUCAUGCAAAUAAAUUAAGCUGUUUGCUC
This is a messenger RNA of Rhododendron vialii, 2423 nucleotides long. Its product is annotated as glycerol-3-phosphate dehydrogenase SDP6, mitochondrial-like. Bases 75 to 1973 code for a protein of 632 amino acids. The transcript has 7 exons. Gene Ontology annotation, cellular component: glycerol-3-phosphate dehydrogenase (FAD) complex; mitochondrion. Gene Ontology annotation, molecular function: glycerol-3-phosphate dehydrogenase (quinone) activity. Gene Ontology annotation, biological process: glycerol-3-phosphate metabolic process. NCBI's taxonomy places the organism in Eukaryota, Viridiplantae, Streptophyta, Magnoliopsida, Ericales, Ericaceae. The record is from RefSeq and is a predicted model, not a curated record.